Messenger RNA from Mucor mucedo, 375 nucleotides. RefSeq lists its product as uncharacterized. The record is from RefSeq and is a predicted model, not a curated record. The coding region runs from base 1 to 375 and encodes 124 amino acids. The transcript is spliced from 2 exons. NCBI's taxonomy places the organism in Eukaryota, Fungi, Mucoromycota, Mucoromycetes, Mucorales, Mucoraceae.
AUGUUACUUCACCCAUCUAACCACGCUAUUACUAUCUAUGAUGGUCGAUUUACGGAUCUUCGCUUCUCUAAUUACCGUGGUCAGCAAAGAAUGGAUAAUGAACUUGUAAACAUAUUUUGUUCAGGCGCAACAGCUUACACAACUGUAUCUGUAACAACGAGCGGCCCUUCAACCGAGACUCAAAAUCAGAAAUGGAAGAAAGCUCCCUUCAAGUACGAGAAGAAAGUGCCUUUGAUCGCCUUAGGAAGUACAGUAUUAAACGUGACAAUGAAAGGAAAGCAAUCUGGUAUGCUUCAUAGGUUAAGGAAAAAGAUGGAGGAAGCAAGUGCCGAUGAAAGGCUAAUUCUGGUGUAUACCGAUGAAUACCUUACUUGA